UAUAUGAAUAUCAGAUGAGCUCGGUUUGUGCCAUGCGGACCUGCACACACACACACACACACACUCGCACACAGGCAUUCACACACACCACUUCUGGCCAGCAAUAGGCUGGUGCAGACGAUUCCCACCGAAGACACGGAUCUGAGACAGAGAGGGAGAAAGAGAGAGAGAUCAGGAUGGGUGUUACAGGAGAAAUGAAGGAGGACGAGGCUGCGUAAGACAGCGCUGAGAGAUAAAGCGAGGGUGGGUGAGCAGACGGGAGGAGAGGAGAGGACAGACAGCACCAGCCUCAGCAGGUUUGUGAAAGAGAAGGAGGGAGAACUAGAAGAAAAACUGGCGAGAUAAAGUGCUUGUGAUGUUGCGUGGGGAUGAUGCCGAAUAUCAGCGCCGCUAUCACACUCUGGGCAACACGCGCCGCCUCUCCAACCCCGACAUGGAGGCCUUUGCUAAGCUCCACAAGAGCGGCGACAUGGAGCAUCAGAGAAACAAAUACCCUCCGCAGCACGCCGCCACGCUGGUCAACACCAACUGCGCGCGACAACAGCAGCCACAUUACUGGAGUUUUAAGGCGCGGACUCCACGCGGCGCUGCGGGGCUGCAGCAGCACUCGCUGGGCGAGCAGGUAGGAGGGCGACUGUGUUACGCGUCCGCAGAGAGUUUGGAAAGCAUGGCCGAUGCUGAGCUGCCGCUGGGCUUCAGUCGCUCCAACAUCCUCAGACAGAGUCUUCCACUGGCACGAUCACCUAGUCAGGCUAAACUGAGAGCGCCAGCGGUGCUGUUUUUGCAGUUCGGUGACGAGACGCGGCGGGUGCACAUCACUCACGAGCUGACCAGCAUGGAGACGCUUCACGCGCUCAUCGUGCACAUGUUUCCUCAGAAGCUGACCAUGGGCGCGUUGCGUUCGCCCGGCACGGCUCUGCUCAUGAAAGACGAGGCACGCAACAUCUUCUACGAGCUGGAGGACCCUCGUGACAUCCACGACCGAUGUCUCAUCAAGAUCUACUGCAGAGAGGCUCCAAUACGAGACACACACUACAAUGCACAGCACACGGCUCACCCCGUACACCACGCACACAUCGCCAACGGAGACCUGCGGAGAGAGCUGGUGUAUACCUCGAGGGAAUCGUCUCCCACGCGGCGUUUAAACACCCUCCCGUCUUCCUCUUCUCCUUCCGGAUCUCCGUCACGCUCGCAGUCACGCCUGUCUUACACGGGUGGGCGUCCGUCGUCUUAUGCCGGUCCCCAUCCGUCGCCGCAGCUCCACCCCUAUCAGCAACACCACGCCCACCCCGGAGGUCAUGCCCCCCAGCAGGCCGGCCACACCCACCCUGCAUUCUGCCCCUCCCCAAGUGCCAUUCUAGAACGCCGUGACGUGAAACCAGACGAGGAAAUUACUUCGUCCUCGAAAAGCGUGGUGUUGCUUAAAAACGAAGCGAUAUAUGCAGACCCCUAUGCGCUCGUCCAGGAUCCCCGGCUCAGCGUGGCCUCGCCGCAAGCUUUGGCGUACCGCCGCGGAUCUGUGCGCUCCAUUGGUGGCUACCCCGCCGCGGCAUUGCAAUGUGAGCUCGAGGGCGCCCUCUACAGGCCCGGCGGUCCUAUAUAUGCCGAUCCGUAUGCUACGAUGGGUUUCCGCACCCUACCUCCAGCCUCGCCUCAAAAACUGUCUGAUGGCAGGGAUCCGUAUGGGAGCCACCCGGGACGAGGGUCCCCUGGGAGACAUGGGUUUCGUAAGGAUGGCACUGUGUACAUAGAGAGCCCCAAAAAUCGUCCUGGAGGACCACCUCUGGAGCAGAUAUGUAUGCUCGGGGGCCCUGGAGGAGACGGAGGGCCGAUGCCGGUGUACGGCUCAACAUUACCUGGUAACGAAGAGACCAGAGAGCGUAUGGAGGCCAUGGAGAAGCAGAUCGCCAGUUUAACCGGACUGGUUCAGAGUGUCUUGACCCGAGGACCAGACAGCCCCGAAAAAGCAGAAACAGCAAGCGACUGCUCCGCACCGGAGACUGGAAGGUUUAGAAAACAAAAAGUGUCGUCGCCGUCUGCUCCUCUGGCGCUGAUGCCGCCCCCGCCCGCCGCAGUCUCUCAGCCAAUAGCAAUGUCCCGUUCACAAAUGCAGCUGCACCUUACUGACCUGCAGCAACACACAGCUGAACUACGCAAACAGCUCACACAACUGCGCCAGUUACAGUUGCAGAAUCAGGACUCAGUUCAGGCAUUACUGAGGCAGACGGAGUCGGAUUUGGGGAUGUGUCUGAUCGAGGCGUCUCGCACACAAGAAGAUCCAUUACAGCGUCAGCGUCUUCUUGUUGAGGAGGAGAGGCUACGCUACCUUAAUGAAGAAGAACUUAUUAUACAACAACUACAUGAUCUCGAGCGCUCGGUGGAGGAGAUGAGGACAGGGGCGGGACUUAACCAUCAUUUGGUGACCGAACAGGAAAUAGAACAGAAGAGUCUGGAGCUUAGGAGACUGGGAGAGACCGUCACUGACCUCAAGAAUCAGUUCCCCACCUUACAAAGCAAGAUGCGUGUGGUGUUAAGGGUGGAGGUGGAAGCCGUCAAGUUUCUGAAAGAGGAACCGCUCAGACUGGAGGCCUUGUUGAAACGCUGCAGAAACAUCACCAAUACACUUGCUCUACUACGAAGGCAGGUAUCAGAAGGUGUGUGGAGGACACCCGAUGACUUCAGUAGUUCGGUUUCUAGCGCGAGCGAUGCUGACUUCAGCAGGAGCUCUGAUCUAGAUAUUCUCACCAGCCCUUCUCUAAAUCUGCCCGACCUAGGAGGCACCUUAUCGGGCACUGCCACUCUUUCUGCCUCCCUAGGCACUAAUACUGCAAAUCCUGGCCUGACGAGUGCUUCUAGUAUAGGAGGUACCACUAGUCUGUCUAACGUGCUCGGCUCUGCUGUUGGUGCCAGUAUGAGCAGCGGUGGUAUUCCUGGCAGCACUACGCUGGGUAACUGGCUGGCAGCGGCCGGGGCAACAGAUCCCAUCAUGCCUGAACUGGAUGGCACCUCCACGGGUCCAAUAAAGACCAGUGGCCUGGAAGAUCUGCCCGCACGCAGAGAAUCUGACAAAGGAGUGUCCGUGGAGGUCCGACUGGCUGCAGAGCGCGACUGGGAGGAGAAGAGAGCCAGUUUAACUCAGUUCAGCGCUCAAGACAUCAAUCGUCUGCUGGAGGAAACCCAAGCUGAGCUAAUGAAGGCCAUUCCAGAUCUGGACUUCGCCGCCAAGCAGAUCACCAAACCGGCUGUACCGCCGAAGCCUCAGUUGUCAUCCCUCCCAGCGCCUGGUUCAACAUCCUCCACUCCUAGCUUAACACCUGAACAUCAGCCCAGCAAAACCCCACCAAAACCACCUAGCAAAGACGGCAUCCCACGCAGGGGAUCAGGGGAGUUGACUGUGCAACGGUAUCGUACGGAGAAGCCGUCCAAGUCUCCACCCCCUCCUCCUCCACGACGAAGUUUCCCAUCAGGCCUUGGGCUUACGACCAACAGCAGUGGAGAAGUUAUUACCAUAAACAAGACUGUGAAGAAGUUGGAGAAGAUGGAGAACAGAGAGGAGGCUGAAGUACCGACUCAGUCCCAGACGCCUCCCGUCAAACUGAGACGCCCGUCAACCUCCGACGGGCCCCGACCUUCAUCCACACCUCCGGCCAUCGCCGCUUCUGGGAUGAAAGAAGAUGAGGAUGAAGAUGAGAAGAUAAUGGCAGAGCUAGAGGCGUUUCAGAGAGCCCCAGUGAGACUGAGGGUCACUGCUGAGGCCCAAAGCCCUCCUGAGGUCACUCCUAACAGUGUUGACAGGGCAGGCCAGUGGAUCAGCAACUCUCUGUGGAGAGAGCCUGUAGGCACUCCUCCGGGCUCCGCGAAACUGGUGCAGCCAUCUGCCGCGUCCCGUCUGCGGCACCUGCAGCAGAGCAGCCUGGAGCGCCGCAACAGGAAACAGCAGGAGGAAUUCCCAAAGCUCCAGCAGGGUCAGCAGCAGGUAUUCCACUUCUAACAAUAGCUGCGCCCUGCUAUCGCACAGUCAGCCGGCCGACUGACGCUCGCUCUCGCUGACUUUACCUCUAAAAGGCACGAGUCAGAACUGUGGUUAAGUGCAAACUCAUCCGUCGACUCCAAUGACUGUAACACUUGCAGCCGAGCACUUACUUCCAUAUAAGCUGCUACAACUCCCAGUUGCUGCACAGAUGUUAUGGUUUUCCACUGUGCGAUGGGGUUCAGUAUGCACAAGUCCUCUGAUUUCCCCGUACGCUCACAGAUUACGUAUCUUUCUCUUCCAUGCUACUCUUCCAGAACAAUAAAACAGCACAAUAUAGUGUAUCACAACGCCAGGGAACGAUGCCAAAAGACUAAAUUUCUCUCUCGAUUUGUAGAUUGUUUCUACUUUAGAAGGAAAAAGUUGACAUUUAGGCCUGAAAUUUAUGUUACGCAAGUACACAGAUGCAAAAACAGUGUUCACAUACACUGCUGUUCAAAGUUUUGGGGUUGGUUAGCUUGAAAAGUCUCUUUUGCUCACCAAGGCUGCAUUUAUUUGAUUUAAAUUACCGAAAAAAUUCUAAAAUUAUGAAAUAUUACAACAAAUUAAAAUAGCUGAUUUCUAUUUGAAUAUAUUUACAAAUGUUAUUUAUUCUUGUGAUGCAGUGCUGAAUUUUCAGCAUAAUUAAGCACUUUUGCUCACCAAGGCUACAUUUUUUUUUUAUUCAAAAUUACCAAAAACAUAGGAAAACUGUGAAAUAAUUAUUACAAAUUAAAAUAGCUGUUUUCUGUUUGAAUAUGUUUUUAAAUUUUAUUCAUUAUUGAGAUGCAAACUUGAAUUUUCAAGAACAUUAAGCUCUUUUGCUCUCCAAGGCUGCAUUUAGUUGAUUAAAAUUAUUAAAAAUAGUAAAAUUUUGAAAUAUUAUUACAAAUUAAAAUAGCUUUUUUCUGUUUGAAUGUUUUAAAAUGUAAUUUAUUAUUGAGAUGCAAAUCUGAAUUUUCAAGAUCAUGAAGCUCUUUUGCUCAAAAAGGGUGCAUUUAUUUAAAAUUACCCAAAAAAUACUAAAAUUGUGAAAUAUUAUUACAAAUGAAAAUAGCUGAUUUCUAUUUGAAUAUAUUUUAAAAUAUAAUUUUUUUCUUGUGAUGCAAAGCUGAAUUUUCAGCAUCAUUAAUCUUUUUCGCUCAACAAGGCUGAAUUUAUUUGAUCAAAAUUACCCAAAAAAUACUAAAAUUGUGACAUAUUAUUACAAAUUAAAAUAGCUGAUUUUUAUUUGAAUAUGUUUUGAAGUGUAAUUUAUUAUUGAGAUUAAAUCCUGAAUUUUCAAGAUCAUUAAGCUUGUGCUCACCUAGGCCGCAUUUAUUAAAAAUUAUCAAAAAAUACUAAAAUUGUGAAAUAUUAUUACAGAUUAAAAUAGCUUAUUUCUAUUUAAAUAUAUUUUAAAAUGUAAUUUAUUCUUGUGAUGCAAAGCUGAAUUUUUAGCAUCAUUAACCUCUUUUGCUCACCAAGGCUGCAUUUAUCUGAAUAAAAUUACCAAAAAUAAACUUAAAAUUUUGAAAUAUUAUUACAAAUUAAAUUAGCUGAUUUCUAUUUGAAUAUGUUUUAAAAUAUAAUUUAUUCUUGUGAUGCAAUGCUGAAUUUUCAAGAUCAUUAAGCUCUUUUGCUCACCAAGGCUACAUUUAUUUGAUUCAAAUUAAAAAGAAGAAAAGAAAAAAAAAACUAAAAUUGUGAAAUAUUACAAAUUAAAAUAGCUUAUUUCUAUUUGAAUAUAUUUUACAAUUUUCAGCAUCAUUACUCCAGUUUUCAGUGUCACAUGAUCCUUCAGAAAUUAUUUUAAUAUGCUUAUUUGCUGCUCAAAAACAAUAUUAUCAAUAUUGAAUUAUCAAUAUUGAAAACACUUGUGCUGCUUAAUUUUUUGUGCAAACUUUUUCUGUUUUCAGGAUUCUUAGAUGAAUAAAAAAGAACAUUUAUUUAAAAUAGUGUCUUUACAGUCACACUUGAUCAAUUUAAUGCAUUCUUGCUGAAUAAAAGUAUUAAUUUCUUUCCAAAAAAGAAACCCCAAAACUGCUGUGUACUUGGAUAAAUAAUUUUUUCAAGCCUUCAUGUCAAUAAAUGUUUCAGAGACUGUAGUUGGCAUCUCAGUGGUGUUCAACUAAUUGCCAAUGAAGUCCUAAUGAUGCCAGCUAAUUUGCAAACUGAAGUCCCUGUCCUUGUGCCAUGUUUGAGUUUUCCUUUCGAUCUCUUUCGCUCUUUGUCUGUAAUCUUUAAGUAACUAUAUUGGUCUGAAGCACUAGAUUUUGAUGAGUACUCAAGCUGUCAGAUCCCAGCCGAAAGAAGCUUUUGUGCUGUGCCUUCCCUGUACUUAUGACAGGACAGGUCAAGGUGAGAUGGCAGACGUGACCCAGAUACUUUCUGACAUUGUCACUGUGAUGCUUUAAUGUGUCAAAGCUUUUGAAAGAUCGAGCAGAAAAGAGAAGGAAUUGGAGAUAUGAGACUUGUGCUUUGAUCAUGGUCAGGCUUGGCUAGAGAUCAACUGGGGAAAAGGGAGAUUUAUGGUAGGAUAUGUUGAAGUGAACAUGAAAUUAGUUUUUUUUUUUCCAUUUUACUUUCUUAAUCUGUCAUAUUUAUGGAGAAAACAAUUAAGAUUUUAUCCAUAAGAGUUGUUUUGACUGAAAAAAAAAUGGGUGUUCUAUACCAGAAUAGAGGAAAAAUGUUUCUCCAAAUUUUUUUUUGGAGUAAAGCAUACUAAAUCAUGGACAAUAAGACCUGAAAUGUCUAUUAGGAAAAUAAAUAAGAUACAUUUUGAUUUUAUUUUAUGGUUAUUUUACACAAAAAAGCUAGAUUGUGGAAUAAAAGUCUAGAAAUGUAUAUUAGAAAAGUAAAUAGGCUGAAUUUUUUUUAUUUUGUUUUGUGCUUAUUUGACACAAAACAGCAAAAUCAUUAAUAAAAAGACCAGGAAUGUGUAUUAGGAGAGCAAAUAGGGUGGAUAUUGAUUUUAUUUUAUGCCUGUUCCACACAAAACAGCUAAAAUUAUGGAUUAAAAGGCCAAGAAUGUGUAUUAAGAAAGUAAAUAGGGUAAUUUUUGAUUUUGCUUUAUGCUUGUUUGACACAAAACAGCUAAAUAAUGGAUAAAAAUUAAAAUUGUUCGUUUUAAUUUGUUACUUUUAAUUUUAUUUCAUGCCUAUUCCACACAAAACAACUAAAAUGAUGGAUUAAAAGGCCAAGAAUGUGUAUUAAGAAAGUAAAUAAGGUGAAUUGUGAAUUAAAAGACCAGGAAGAUGUGUUAGGAAAGUAAAUAGGGUAAAUUUUGAUUUCUUUCUAUGGUUAUUUUACACAAAACAGCUUAUUUGUGGACAAAAAGGCCAAGAAUGCGCAUUAAGAAAGUAAAAAGGGUGAGUUUUGAUUUUACUUUAUGCUUAUUUUACACCAAACAACUAAAUCAUGGAUAAAAAAAAGACCAGAAAUGUGUAUUAAGAAAGUAAACAGGAUAAAUUUUGAUUCCUGUUCAUGCUUAUUUUACACAGAAAAACUAAAAUUAGUAAUAAAAAGUCCAAGAAUAUGUAUUAAGAAAGUAAAUAAGGUGAAUUUUGAUUUUAUGCUUAUUUCACACAAAACAGCUUAUUUAUGGACAAAAAAGCCAAGAAUGUAUAUUAAGACAGUAAAUAGGGUACAUUUUGAUUUUAUUUUGUCUAUUCCACACAAAACAACUAAAAUUAUGGAUAAAAAGGCCAAGAAUGCAUAUUAAUAAAGUAAAUAGGGUAAUUUUUUAUUUCGCUUUAUGCUUGUUUGACACAAAACCGCUAAAUCGUGGAUGAAAAAGCUAGAAAAGUGCAUUAAGAAAGUAAAUAGGGUGAAUUUUGAUUACACUGUAUGCUUAUUUUACACAAAAAAAAAAAAAAAAAAAUUACUUUUUUUAAUUUAAAUUUUAUUUUAUGCCUAUUCCACACAAAACGGCAAAAUCGUGAUUAAAAAAACAGGAAUAUGUGUUAGGAAUGUACAUAGGGGGAUUUUUGAUUUUAUUUUGUGUAUAUUUCAUGGAUAAAAAGACAAAGAAUGUGCAUUAAGAAAGUAAACAGGGUGAAUUUUGAUUUUAUCUUAGUCUUUUUGUCCACAAUUCAGUCGUUUUGUGUGAAAAUAAGCAUAACAGUGUGUAUUAAGAAAGUAAAUGAAGAGAAUUUUACUUUAUGCUUAUUUGACACAAAGCAGCAAAACCAUGGAUAAAAAGACAAAGAACAUGCACUGAAAAUUAACCAGGGUGAAAUUUGAUUUUCUUUGUUUAUUUCACAUAAAAUGGCUAAAUCAUGGAGAAAAUGAUGGGAAAUGUCUAUUAAGAAAGUAGAUAGGAUCAGUUAUGAUUUCGCUUUGUGCUUAUUUGACACAAAACAGCGUCUAAUUUUAAAACACUUAACGUUAGAGGAAAAUUUGAUCAAAUAAUGUACAAGAGUAAUGAGGAAAGGUAAAAGACUCCAGUGCUCCUGUAGUGUGGCACAGUUUCUAUCUAUCAGGGCAACUCGCAAAGUCAGCGCAACCCAAAAUCCAUCCCGAAAGAAUGAGAGGAGAGAGAUUGCGUGCAAACCCUGAGGGAGGGAAGUGAAAAAUUGGGUGGAAAGACUGAGAAAAGGAGGCGAUAAGACUGUGAGGUUUGGUUUCUCUCUCUGUCAGUCCUGCGGGGUUAAUCGACAGACUAUUAGCUCAGCGUAAGCUCAGAGUUAGCCAGCCCGCUGCAGACUGUCUGAUGCACUCCAGGGGCAAAUUAACGUCUCCGAAAUGAAAAUAGUGAAUCUUUUAAUUGGCAGUGACAUGACUGCGAGAUAAGAUGGUGUACAGACAAGCCAGUUAAAGAAACGGAUCACCGAAAAACUAAAGUUUUCUCACCCUCAUGGUGUCCAUUCCUUAUUUUUUUGUUGGAGAAGAAAGGAGACAUUUAGAAGAAAGUUUGAGCUGCUGUUUUGAAGGUUAUUUAUUGCCAGGCUGCAAAAAGGGCAAAACUGUCCAGUUUCACCGUGGAAUACAAAUAUUAAAAGGUUAACUGCGACUUUAUAUCUUAAAAUUCAGAUCUCUCUGUUCUGGCUUUUUGCUCACGAUUCUGAUAAAAAGUCCGAAUUGUGGGAUAUUAGCCAAAAAACACGUUUGUGAGAUGUGAACUCAGAAAGUCCAAACUGAAAGAUGUAAACUCAUGAAAAAAAGUCAUGACAUGUGAACUUAAGAAUUCAGAGUAAAAAAAAAAAAAAUCAGAAUUGCAAAAUUUAAACUCUGAAUUCAGAGAAAAACAUCAGAAUUGCAAGAAAAGUCAAAAUUGUGACCCGUGAAUUUAGAGAAAAAAAAUCUAAAUUGUAAUGUGAACGCAAAAUGCUGAGAAAAAUUUCAGAAUUGCAAGAUUUAAACUCAGAAUUCAGAGAAAAACAACAGAAUUGCAGGAAAAAAGUCAAAAUUGUGACAUGUAAACUUAGAAUUUAGAGAAAAAAUUCCAAAUUGCAAGAUUUAAACUCAGAAUUCGGAGAAAAAAAUGUAGAGAAAAAAUGUCAAAAUUGUGAUAUGCAAAUUAUAGAAUUGCAAGAUUUAAACUCAGAAUUCUGAGAAAAAUGUCAGAAUUGCAAGAUGUAGACUCUGAAUUUGGAGAAAAACAUCAUAUUGUGACAUGCAAACUUUAGAGAAAAUUUUGAGAAAAAAAAUCUGAAUUACAAGCUUUAACCUGAAUUCAAAGAAAGAUGUCAGAUUUGCGAGAUAUAAACUCAAAGUUUAGAGAAAAAAAUGUCAAAAUUGUGACAUGCAAACUAAAAAUUUAGAGAAAAAAUAUAGAAUUGCAAGAUUUAAACUCAGAAUUAUAAGAAAAACAUCAAUGUUGCAAGAUGCAAACUCAGAAUUUAGAGAAAAAAUGUCAAAUUUGUGACAUGCAGACUCAAUAUUUAGAAAAAAAAAAUUAGAAUUGCAAGAUUUAAACUGAGAAUUCUGAGAAAAACGUCAGAAUUGUGAGUUGUAAACUCAGAAUUUAGAGAAAAAAAGUCAAAAUUAUAACAUGAACUCAGAAUUCAGAGACAAAAAACAUCUGAAUUGCAAGAUUUAAACUCAAAAUUUAGAGAAAAACAGUCAAAAUUGUGAAGUUAACUCAGAUUUCAGAAAAAAAUCACAAUUGCAAGAUGUAAACUUAGAAUUUAGAGGGGAAAAAAAGUAAAAAUUGUGAAGAUAACUCAAAAUUCACAAUUGCAAGAUGUAAACUUGGGUAUUUAGAAAAAACAUCAAAAUUGUGACAUGCGAACUCAAAAUUUAGACAAAAAAAUUAAGAACUGCAAGAUGUAAACUCAAUAUUUAGAGAAAAAAAAUUUGAAUUGCAAGAUUUAAACUCCAAAUUCAGAGAAAAACAUCAGAAUUGUGAAAUGUAAACUCAGAAAAAAAAAAUCUGAAUUGCAAGAUUUAAACUCAGAACUCAGAGAAAAAAAAAGUCAAAAUUCUAACAUGAGCUCAGAACUCCAAGACAAAAAAAAUGAUUUCAAAUUCAGAAUUUAGAGGGAAAAAAAUCUAAAUUGCAAGAUUUAAACUCAGAACAAAGAGAAAAAUGUCAGAAUUGCGAAAUAAAAGGUCGCAGUCAUAUAUUCUAAAAAUAUAUUAAGUGAAUGAAACAUGCUUCCACACAAAACAGCUCCAUUAACAGCAUGAUAAAUGUAGAAAAAGGCAAAUGGGUUUGAAUCAACAUGAGGGCGAGUAAAUGACAGGUUUUGUCUGUAGCUGGAUGGUUGGAUUCCUGUCCAUGUGUUGUUGUCAGGGAUACCUGUCUGUCAUCGAAUGUUUCUAAGGCACAAACUGAGAGGAUUAAACAGACAAUCACCGUGGCAACCGUGGAAAGAGGCAAGCAGCCCCUCUAUAGCAACCAGCCGAGUCUGUGAUACCUGCAUUCCCACACACUUAUAAACUGCAGCUGCUGCUCACUUGGUUAGAUUUCAUUCAGCUACAUUACAGGAAGGGUUUGGUUAUGUUCGCAAUGGAAUGCUAGCAUGCAUACUGCGUUACUGUAGCUCAGACAGCACGGUGCAAGAAACACAGAGAUCAUGGGACUGAUUCCCUGGGAAUGCAGGAACUAAUAGAAAAUGUAAAAUUAUUUAGAUAAAUUUAUCAGAAGCAUAAAUGUAGUGGUAUACUUUAUACUGACUAUAUUUAUGCAUUUAACCUAAAAUUCAGAUCUCAUUCAAGAAAACUGGUCCAAAAAUGAUUCAGAGUCACAGCUGAUAACACUUGUUUAUUAAAGAUGUGUAUUACAUAACACUGGGUAUUGUAAAAUAAUUCAAAACUCUUUCUAGAUACAAAUCUAUGUCCUGUUAUUUUAGUAUUGUUUAAAUAUAGUAUUUAUUAUUUUAAAAAUUAGAUUUUUUAAUGAAUUUUAUUUUUUUAAGUUUUAUUGUUUUGUUAAUUUUAUGUUUUGUUUUUUUUGUCAUUUUUUUUUUCUUUUUAUAUUUCUAUUCAGCUUGAUUUUUUUUUAUUUUGGUUUAGUUUUUUAGUACUUUAAUUUAUUAUUAAACUUUUUUUUUUUCAUUUAUGCAAUUCCAAUGCAAUAUCUCUUAUUUUAUUUUAGCUUUUGGCUGUUGUUUUAUUUUUCUAUUUGACUGUAUUUUCAUUCUAGCUUAAUUUUAGUCAUUUUCAGUCAGUACUUCAAUUUAUUAUUUGUUUUUUAAUUUUAUUUCAGCCUUUAAAAAUGUUAAUUUUUAAUUUUUAAUUUUAAAUCAGUAGUACUUCAUUAUUGAGCUUAUUUAUUUAUUUUUAGCCUUUAAUAUUUUUUUUAGCCUUUAAUUUUUAGUUUAGUUUAGUUUCAGUAAUUUUAGUUCAAUUUAUUAUUUAGCGUUUUAAUUUUCCCCCCCAAACAGAAAGAUUUUUAACAGUUUUAGUGUUAGUUGUACAGCACUACUUAGUGCAUGCACUGCAAAAAAAACAAAACAAAAAAAAAACACACUUUGUUGAGUCAACUUCAAAUAAUUUGUUACCCUGCAGACUUCAUAUUUUAAGUCAACUCAAAUAAGUUUAGUCAACUUGAAAUGUAAAACUAACUGAAAACUUAGAUAUUUGAGUUGACUAAACAAACAAUUUGGUUUGUUAAACUUAAAAGCUGGGCUUGUUACCCAGCUGCCUUAAAAUUUAAAGUUGAAUGAACUCAAAUAUUGAAGUUGUCCCUUAGUACAACUUAACAUUUCAAGUUAUUAAGGCAGUCAAUUUUAAGGCAGCCGGGUUACAAAUUACUUUAAGUUGAAUCAACAAAUUGUUUCUUACAGCGUACUUAAAAAAACAAUACUGUAGUAUGCUAGUAUGCCAUUUGCGAACAUAUCCUAUAUUAAAUUCAUAUCAGUCUUUAAACUCCACAGAAAUCUUAUGAAUUCAGUUAAUGCACUUUUAGUGUUUGUGAUAAACGGUGUGUCUCUAAAUGAGCUGGAAGUGUGCACUUCAUAGUACUUGGUCUGUUUGCUUUAAACUAGAUAUACUAACUAAAUUACCCAUUUGUUUCAUCGCAGCUAGCGAGUGAUUAAAGACGCUGCUAAGAUUGCAAUACUGUACAUGCCAGAGUUUGUUCUCUAAAGGCACGUACACAUUAGUUAUAUUCUAAUACCAUUCUGGAAGGGCCUCUAAUCUUCCCUCGACUGUGCGCGCGCCCAGGCAGCUGUCUUGAUUAGCGCCGACAGCAGAUCAGUCUCGUCUGUGUGCUCACUGUGCAGUAAAGCACUGCGGUCUCAGCCACAACAGGACACAGUUCCCAGUCAUCAGUCAAUGCCCAACAACUCCGGCUUUGUUCCCUAGCAAAGAUCUGGCUAAUUUGGCACAGCACCGAGUGCGGCAGGCCGUCGUCUCCCGGAAAGAGAGCCUUCGCUCGGGCUUAAUGGGAGGUCUGUGCCAUGAAUCGGACGACAGACUGUCUGGACGCUCGCUCUGCUGACCAUUUUGGCUCGGCGAGGGCAAACACAGAAGGCUGUGAAGAUUCAGUGUUUGAAGGGAUUAUUUAUUCUUGAAAGGUCAAAUUGUUUGCUGGCCCUGAGUGAGAGAUGUUCAGACCGGGAGUGUUUGUGUGUCAUUUUCUGGGCCUCUUUCAGCGGUUUGUUUGCGUCUCGGGGGUGUUGAAGGACUUUGCUGUAGAUGUUUAAUAAGGUGAAUGAAAUGGUGCUUGUAGAGACGCUCUGAGCGCUGCGAUUGCUGAGUGUCCUCAAACAAACUGAGCGCUGUGGGAAGCAGUGAUGUGGAAAAAUUAUUCAGCCUGAUUUUCUGAGCGGAGUUGGUGCUGCUGUUGUGUACGUUUGGGUUUAGCUAGCUCAUUUGUUGGUGAAUACUUGAUCUACAUGGUCAAAAAUGUUUUUGAAAGAAGUCUCUGAUACCCACCGAGGCUUUUUUUUUAUUAAUAAUAUUGUGCAGUAAUAUUGUAAAAUAUUUUUGCCAUUUAAAAUAACUAUUUUCAGUAGCAAUGUGUUUUAAAAAUGUAAUUUAUGCCAGUGAUCAAGGCUGAAUUUUUAGCAUCAUUACUCCAGUCUUUAGUGUCACAUGAUCCAAUCAUUCUAAGGUGCUGAUUUGCUGCUCAAUUAUUAGAUGUUUUUACUGGUUUUUAUUAUUAUCAGUGUUGAAAAAUCAAUGUUUUUUUGAUGAAUAGAAAGUUUAAAAUAAGUGUUUAUUUAAAAUAGAUUUAUUUUGUAACAUUAUAAAUUAGGGGUCAACCAAUUAUAAGCGCCGAUAUUAAGCAUUUUUAUGGUUAUCGGUAUUGGUCAUUUUCAAAACUGAUGUUUUUUCUGAAUUUUUUUGAGUUUUUGUCAGAGCCCUUGUUAUUCUUAAUUUUGACAUUAAUUUUAAUUUUUACACCAGACAUAUAUAACAUAUUGGUUCAACAUAUCGGUUGUUGGUCUACUUGAUCUGUAAUAAUUGGUAUCAGCAUCAGCCCUGAAAAACACAUAUCAGUCAACCUCUAAUAUCGCCAAUAUAUCGUUUAUAUAUUGGUUCAAAAUAUCAGUUAUCGGUCUACUUGAUCAGUAAUAAUCGGUAUCAGCCCUGAAAAACACAUAUCGGCCCACCUCUAGAAAUAUAUCUUCCUGGCUGAUUAUCUGCCCCAAUAGUAAGCAUUUUUAUGGUUAUCGGUAUCGGCCAUUUUCAAAUCUGAUUUGCCGAUUAAAUCAUUUAAAAGCAUUUAAAGAGUUUUUGUCAGAGCCCUUGUUAUUAAUUUUGACAGAAAUUUUAAUUUAUACACUAAUGUCUGAUAUAUAUGUCUGGUGUAUAAAUUUAAAUUUAUACACCAGACAUAUAAAUAUAUAUCGGUUCAAAAUAUCGGUUAUCAGUCUACUUGAUCUAUAAUAAUCGGUAUCGCAUCGGCCCUGAAAAAACAUAUCGGUUGGCCACUAAAAUAUAUAUCGGCCUCGUGAAUUAUCUGCGCUGAUAUUAAGCAUUUUAUAGUUAUCGGUACCCCCAGACACAUACAUCGGUGCAAAAUAUCGGUUAUUGGUCUGCUUGAACAGUAAUGAUCGGCAUCAGCCCUGAAAACCACAUAUCAGUCCACCUCUAGAAAUAUAUUGGCCUGGCUGAUUAUCUGCUUUUUAAUUUAAAAGCAUUUAAAUAUUUUUUGUCAGAGCUGUUAUUUUCCUUAAAUUUAAUUUAUACACCAGACAUAUAUAUUGGUUCAAAAUAUUAGUUAUCGGUCUACUUGAUCUGUAAUAAUCGGUAUCGCAUUGGCCCUAAAAAAAACAUAUCGGUUGGACACUAAUAUAUAUCAGUGUGGUCGAUUUUCUGUGCCGAUAUUAAGCAUUUUUAUGGUUAUCGGUAUGCCAGAUAUAUAUAUAUAUAUAUAUAUAUAUAUAUACAGAUACAUCAGGUCUAAAAAAAAUCGGUCGACCCCUUUUAUAAUGUCUGCUGUCACUUUUGAUCAGUUUAAUGAUUAAUUUACCCCAUUUUUUGGUUGAUACUGAAUCAUGAUACGGUUUCCACAUCAGCAUGACCGUUUUCAUCACUGAUAAUAAAUGUUUCUUGAGCAGCAAAUCAGCACAUUAGAAUGAUUUCUGAAGGAUCAUGUGACACUGAAGACUGGAGUAAUGAUACUGAAAAUGUGUAUUUGUUCACAGGAAUAAAUUAUAUUUUAAUAUAUAUUCAAGUAGAAAACAAUUAUUUUAAAUCCUAAUAAUAUUUCACAGUUUUACUGUUUUUAAUGUAUUUUUGAUCAAAAAAAAACAAGGGACUUCUUUUAAGAAAAUUAAAAUAUCUUCGUUAUGUAAAUGUAUAUUCCAAAGCUCCUCUGGCAAAUAAUUAUUCUAUCAGAGAAAAACACUAAAUGUAUAACACAGUGCCACAGAAAUAGCUUGCUCGUUUGUGGGGCUGCAGCUAGUUUAAGAACUCAAAUUAGAAUGACUUCAGGUUUUUGGCGCCUUCCUUCAUUUUCUUUCAUCAGCCUCAGUAGAUGGAUAAAUUUAGGUGCAUUUUUACAUACUGUGAAUUUGGUUGCUUCUCCGUUGAUGACAUGGUUAAUAUCUCUCUGCCCUUCACCAGACAAAUUUUCAAAUCAAAAACUGAAUAUUAAUGUGAUCACAGAUGGUAGAUCUCGUUAUCACCCUGUUUUCUGAGCACACUGAUAUAUCUAGUACUUUAUUAUCAAGCAGUGUUAUUUUAGUAUUAUUUAUAGCAUUUAUUAAUAUAGUUUUAGCUUUUAUUUUUAUAUUCUAAGUUUUCAUAUUAGUUUUAGCAAUUUCAUUAUGUGCUGUUGUCAAAAGCAUUGCUGUUUUUAUAUUUGAUAUUUUUUUUAUAUGUCAAUAGUUUCAGUACUUUAACAUAUUUUGGUUACUUGCCAAAGAAAUAUUUUAUACUAGUUUUCAUCUAAUAAUUAUAUUUUGUUUUAUUUCAGCUUUAUUUCAAUUAACACAUUUUAAUAGUUUUACCUUUAGUGCUUUGUGUGUGUGUUUAAAAUCCAGUAUGUUCGGUUUUAGACCUUUUCUUUGGCUAAAAAAUUCAUAAUCUCAAAAUCACAAAGCAUACAUCCGUUUUAACAUUAUCAGAGUAACUGAGGAAAGACUGCCUCAUGGUGGCCAUUAUAUGUAUGACAAGAGGAGGAAGGCAAAGGCACUAGUCUCUCUGUCUAUGCAUUGCUAAACAUUUAGUGGGCACAUUAUAAAGGUUGCACUGGAAAUGACAAUGUAUUGAUUAUUCUUUCUUUUUUCUUCUUUUAUCCACUCACCUGUCCUGACUUGCUUGUAUUUUAUCCCAAGUCCAUCCUUUCCUGACCUCUUCUUCUUAUGCUGAGGUUAUAAUAGCCCAGCGUCUUUGUAUUUCUGACAUAAAUAUUAAUACUAGCCCAUAUCUAUUCCUGCAGUCAUGCAUUUGUCCUGUACAAGUAAAUAUAGUGCUAACACACUUGUUGCAAAGUCAAUAAAUAGGAUUUUAAUUCUA
Labeo rohita (rohu) is the source of this 16348-nucleotide messenger RNA. RefSeq names its product SRC kinase signaling inhibitor 1b (gene srcin1b). Lineage: Eukaryota; Metazoa; Chordata; Actinopteri; Cypriniformes; Cyprinidae. The record is from RefSeq and is a predicted model, not a curated record. Bases 356 to 3991 code for a protein of 1211 amino acids. Gene Ontology annotation, cellular component: postsynaptic density; actin cytoskeleton; cytoplasm. Gene Ontology annotation, biological process: regulation of dendritic spine morphogenesis. The transcript is spliced from 20 exons.